UGAUAAUGAAUUUGGUGAAGAUGAAUUUGAUGAAGUUGGUGAUGAUGAAUUUGACGAAGUUAGUGAUAAUGAAUUUGAUAAAGAAAUUAAUACCGAUAAAUUUGACGAGAGAAUUGAGGAUGAAUU
Dentiscutata heterogama is the source of this 126-nucleotide messenger RNA. NCBI's taxonomy places the organism in Eukaryota, Fungi, Glomeromycota, Glomeromycetes, Diversisporales, Gigasporaceae. The record is from the annotation of a GenBank genome assembly.